AUGGCAAUGUGGUGCACCUAUGCAAGCUUGGCAGGCUUAGCCUCGCUUGCAAGGCUUCACGAGGUUUGGGACUAUGCCUUCGAAAAGACCGAAGCCUGUGCAGAGAAGGAGGAGGCGAUUGCUCUGGGCUUGCAGGCGGCGCCCGCGUCGGAACCUGCGGAGCUGGAGAGAAGGCCAGAGGCGCAGCAGGAUGCGCCGGAGGUUGUGGAGGACUCCGCAGAGUUGGACGUGGCGCCUCCUGUGGUGCAGGACAGCACGCAGGCGCCAGUGCGGCAAGUGGAGGCGUCGCCCAAUGCCGUGCAGAGCGCGGUGGUCAUGGGCCAGCUGGCGCCCCAGCCUUUUGCGUGUCAUGCUCCAGAGGAGUGCAGCUAUGCUUCGACUAUCCCAGGGUUUACUACAAGCGUCAUGAAGAUGCAGCACGCCGAUGCACUUGCAGUGGCCAGCGUUUGGGAUGAUCUGGGGGCCGAGAAAGGCUUAUUCAACGAGAAGGAUAGCUGGCGAGACUACCGCGGCCUCAAGCAGCGGGGCCUCCGCCCAGACAGAUUUCCGGACUGGCGCCGGAAGAAUGGCGAGGGCGCCCUUUGGGCACAUUCGGCGCCGGAGUGGGCCACGGCGAGGCUGAAUGGAAGCGACUCAGGGUGGGAAGAGGCAAUCGCAGAGGAGGACGCUUGGAAGGAUUUGUUUGCCAACCCGGACAGCUGGAAGGACUACCGCGAGGGCAAGCAAAACCCAAGGUUCCCAGACUUCAAGCGUGAUGACGGCCAGGCACUAUGGCUAGACUCCUGGUCUACGCCGGACUGGGUGUCAAGCAAGCUGCAGGACAACGACCAAGUCUGGACCACGGAAACACAGAAUGUGCCAGGCGGCACUGGUGCAAGCACUGGCACCAAGCCAAAAGACAAAGAAAUGGAAGAACUUUGGAAUCACUUGUUUGCAAACGGAGACAGUUGGAAGGACUACCGCGAGGGCAAGCAAAACCCAAGGUUCCCAGACUUCAAGCGUGAUGACGGCCAGGCACUAUGGCUAGACUCCUGGUCUACGCCGGACUGGGUGUCAAGCAAGCUGCAGGACAACGACCAAGUCUGGACCACGGAAACACAGAAUGUGCCAGGCGGCACUGGUGCAAGCACUGGCACCAAGCCAAAAGACAAAGAAAUGGAAGAACUUUGGAAGGACUUGUUUGCAAACGGAGACAGUUGGAAGGACUACCGCGAGGGCAAGCAAAACCCAAGGUUCCCAGACUUCAAGCGUGAUGACGACCAGGCACUAUGGCUAGACUCCUGGUCUACGCCGGACUGGGUGUCAAGCAAGCUGCAGGACAACGACCAAGUCUGGACCACGGAAACACAGAAUGUGCCAGGCGGCACUGGUGCAAGCACUGGCACCAAGCCAAAAGACAAAGAAAUUGAAGAACUUUGGAAGGACUUGUUUGCAAACCGGGACAGUUGGAAGGACUACCGCGAGGGCAAGCAAAACCCAAGGUUCCCAGACUUCAAGCGUGAUGACGACCAGGCACUAUGGCUAGACUCCUGGUCUACGCCGGACUGGGUGUCAAGCAAGCUGCAGGACAACGACCAAGUCUGGACCACGGAAACACAGAAUGUGCCAGGCGGCACUGGUGCAAGCACUGGCACCAAGCCAAAAGACAAAGAAAUGGAAGAACUUUGGAAGGACUUGUUUGCAAACCGGGACAGUUGGAAGGACUACCGCGAGGGCAAGCAAAACCCAAGGUUCCCAGACUUCAAGCGUGAUGACGACCAGGCACUAUGGCUAGACUCCUGGUCUACGCCGGACUGGGUGUCAAGCAAGCUGCAGGACAACGGCCAAGUCUGGACCACGGAAACACAGAAUGUGCCAGGCGAAACUGCAGGCACGAGCACCCGUGCAAGCACUCGCAGCAAGCCAGCAGAUAAAAUACAGGAAGAGCUUUGGAAUGACUUGUUUGCAGAUCCCGACACUUGGACGGACUACCGCAAGGGCAAACAAAGCCCAAGAUUCCCAGACUUCAAGCGUGAUGAUGGCCAGUCACUAUGGGUAGACUCCUGGUCUACACCUGACUGGGUGGCGAGCGAGUUGAAGGAAGACAUGUGGGCCCAAGGCUCUCGCACUGAACCUGCCUCAGACCAGUGGUCGGAUUUGUUGAAGUCGCCACAUCUUUGGGUCGACCAUCGCCAUAGCAAGCGCUCGGAGAAGUAUCCCGACUUCAUCAAGGUGGACGGGACCGCGUUGUGGCUCGGCAGCUCUUCGACCCCCGACUGGGUCGGGGAAAAGCUGAAAGAUGUCGCUGGCUUUGCGCAAGAAGGCGAUGGGAAGGCCACACCAAAGGCGAGGGCAACGGACCCCGAGGAGAUUGAUCGCCUUUGGAAGGCUUUGCUGGGCCCAAAGGAGAACGGCUGGCUGGACUAUCGCGAGAGGAAGAUACAGGGCGCCGAUCCUCCGGAUCACCCGGAUUUUCUGAAUGCCAACACCCAGGAUGGGCUUUGGCUUGCCGACGCGCCGGACUGGGCGGUACCUCAGCAAAGUAGGAGUAAGCGAGCAAGAUAAGGAAGGGAAGGAAGGAAUGAAGGAAAGACGUUAAUAAAGAAAGGCAGGAAGAAAGAAGGAAGGAGGAAGGAAGGAAGGAAGGAAGGCAGGAAGGAAGGAAGGAAGGAAGG
Effrenium voratum is the source of this 2654-nucleotide messenger RNA. The record is from the annotation of a GenBank genome assembly. Lineage: Eukaryota; Dinophyceae; Suessiales; Symbiodiniaceae.